UGUUGUCAUCAACGUCUAUCAAAGCUAGGAUUAAACAUACACCAAGGCCAGCACAGGCGUGCAGUCCAGCCACGGAAGGAGCCUGAAGCCCAGAGUCUUGUCCUGUGUGCUCUGAAAGCCUUCCUGCCCACCAGCAGCGCUGAUGGAACUGAGAUACAGAUACACGUUGACUAAGGAGUUGGAACAAGAUUGAGUCCUGCUCUGUGAUCUGUAUAUACCCGGACCAUGAACUUGCUCUUUGGCUUUAUGCUUUAGGACCCUUUGUAGUAACUCCGUGAGAAGCUGUUGGGAAUCAUGGCAUUCUCUCCAUGGAAGCUGUCCUCUCAGAAACUUGGCUUUUUUCUGGUGACUUUUGGUUUUAUUUGGGGAAUGAUGCUUCUGCAUUUUACUAUUCAGCAGCAAACACAGCACGAAAGCAGUUCAGUCCUGCGUGAGCAAAUUUUGGAUCUCAGCAAAAGAUACAUCAAAGCAUUAGCUGAAGAAAAUAAAAAUGUGGUUGAUGGGCCUUAUGUCGGAACAGUGACAGCAUACGAUUUGAAGAAAACGCUUGCUGUCUUGUUGGAUAAUAUCUUGCAGCGCAUUGGGAAGCUAGAGUCCAAGGUGGAAAAUCUUGUACUGAAUGGAACAGGAGCAAACUCUACCAACAAUACUAGCACCACUCCUGCUCCCAGCUUAGGAGCAGUCGAAAAGCUUAAUGUAGCAGAUCUCAUAAAUGGAGCCCAAGAACAGUGUGAAUUGCCUCCUAUGGAUGGUUUUCCUCACUGUGAAGGGAAAAUAAAGUGGAUGAAAGAUAUGUGGCGAUCGGAUCCCUGUUAUGCAAGUUACGGUGUAGAUGGGUCCACGUGCUCCUUUUUUAUUUACCUCAGUGAGGUUGAAAAUUGGUGUCCUCGUUUACCUUGGAGAGCAAAAAAUCCUAAUGAAGAAACCGAUCAAAAAACAGUGGCUGAAAUUCGUAUCAACUUUGAUCCUCUCUACAAAAUGAUGUCAAGGCAUGAGGAAUUCAGGUGGAUGAUGUUACGCAUCAGACGAAUGGCUGAUACCUGGAUUGAAGCAAUUAAAUCACUUGCAGAAAAGCAAAAUUUGGAGAAGAGAAAACGAAAGAAGAUUCUUGUUCAUCUGGGGCUUUUGACGAAAGAAUCUGGAUUCAAGAUUGCUGAGAAUGCAUUUAGUGGUGGCCCACUUGGUGAAUUAGUCCAGUGGAGUGAUUUAAUUACAUCUCUCUACUUACUGGGCCAUGACAUCAGGAUUUCAGCUUCUCUGGCAGAGCUCAAGGAGAUUAUGAAGAAGGUUGUAGGUAACAGAUCUGGCUGUCCUACCCAGGGAGAUAAAGUUGUAGAACUCAUUUACAUUGAUAUUGUGGGACUCACUCAGUUUAAGAAAACCCUUGGUCCAUCGUGGGUACAUUACCAGUGUAUGCUAAGAGUUCUGGAUUCAUUUGGAACCGAACCAGAGUUUAACCAUGCCCAUUACGCACAGUCUAAAGGCCACAAGACACCAUGGGGAAAGUGGAACCUUAACCCCCAGCAGUUCUAUACGAUGUUCCCUCACACUCCAGACAACAGCUUCCUUGGAUUUGUGGUAGAGCAGCAUCUGAAUUCCAGUGACAUCAAACACAUUAACGACAUCAAAAGGCAAAAUCAAUCUCUCGUUUAUGGCAAAGUGGAUAACUUCUGGAAGGAUAAGAAGGCUUAUCUGGACGUCAUUCACACCUAUAUGGAAGUCCAUGGAACUGUUCACGGGACAAGCACAAUGUAUAUUCCUGGCUAUGUAAAAAACCACGGUAUACUCAGUGGGCGGGAUUUGCAGUUUCUGCUGAGAGAAACCAAGCUCUUUGUUGGUCUUGGAUUUCCAUAUGAAGGGCCUGCUCCUUUAGAAGCUAUUGCUAAUGGAUGUGCUUUUCUGAAUUUAAGAUUUAAUCCACCAAAAAGUAGCAAAAACACAGAAUUUUUCAAAGGCAAGCCUACACUCCGAGAGUUAACGUCUCAGCAUCCCUAUGCUGAAGUUUACAUUGGGAAGCCCCAUGUCUGGACUGUGGACAUCAAUGAUCUUUCUGAAGUUGAGAGGGCUGUGAAAUCAAUUUUGAAUCAAAAGAUCGACCCCUAUUUGCCCUACGAAUUUACGUGUGAGGGAAUGCUUCAGAGGAUGAAUGCAUUUAUUGAAAGACAGGACUUCUGUCACGGGCAGGUGAUGUGGCCCCCGUUAAGUGCCCUUCAAGUGAAAAUCGCUGAUCCUGGAAAAUCCUGUAAGCAAGUUUGUCAGGAAAGCCAGCUCAUCUGUGAGCCUUCCUUCUUCCAGCAUCUUAACAAGGACAAAGCCCUGCUUAAGCAUAACAUCGAGUGUCUCACCAUCGAGUCUGUGAAUGACAUUCUGGUCCCCUCCUUUGAUGGCAGAAGGAAGCACUGCGUUUUCCAAGGUGACCUCUUACUGUUCAGCUGUGCUGGAUCCCACCCAACCCAUAGAAGAAUCUGCCCGUGCAGGGACUAUAUUAAGGGACAGGUUGCGCUUUGUAAAGACUGCCUAUAGCAGCAGAAGAGCUUCUUUUGAGUUGAGGACAAAAUGUAAGUAGUUUUGAGAGGAGCUACUUAUUACUUCCUGCACUUUUGUCCAGGUUUUUGGCUGCAGGCAGAGCUAUCAUUGCUGGGCAGAAUUAUCUACUAAGAGAGGAAGGAUUCAUAACAAACAGCUAACUGAUCUUUUUUUUCCUAUAAGAACAUUUGCUGUGUAACUCUUCAAAUUGCUUCAUCUGUUUGCGAAGAGAAAUGAGUUUCGUGUUCUACAGUGAUUUGAAGAUGACUGCACAGAAUAGUUUGUAGAAAAUUCCCACACCCAUCAAACUUCCUUCUUGGUUCUUUGGGUGACGUGUUUUCUAUUUUUUUUAACGAGUUAGAACAUCCCCGACCAUGGUUAGCUAAAGGAUGUCAGCAUCAUUCCAGUAGAAAACUGAAAAAAAGUGUGCUUGGGGGGGUGGGUGCAGGGGAGGGAGGACUACAAUUUAUUAUAGGUGCACUGUUUUGGGGCCUGCUUUAUCUCGAAUGGCUGUAAAGUGGCUUACUUCACAAGAAUUUGGAAUCACAAGAUAGCUCUUUAUCUGUUAUUGGCUUAUCUGGGCCCAGUUCUUCGUUUUUUUUUGUGUUUGUUUGUUUUUAACUUUGUAUUCAACAAGGUAUUGUCUGCACCGUGGCUGCUGCACCACAGCAGCCUGAACAGCGAGCAUCACGAGUGAGCCAACAGGCAGUUGCCAGAGUGUGACACAUCUCGGUGACUCGACGACUGGCUCGGGUGGUGGCGUUCCCCGGGGUGGAACAGCCCCAAGAACGUGCUGCCGCGUCACGGACGGACUCGUCCCAGUUUACUGGUCCCUUUUAGAGAGUGACCCUUGGAAUUUGCCCACGCUUCUGUUGUAGUUUGUCUACUAGAAAUUCUGUGUGAAGCAAAAAGUAUUCAGCAUCUUUGGAGCAAUAUUAUCGUUAGAGCCUCAGUUUGUUGCGCCUUCCAGUAGUUCAAGUGUCGCUGAAUGACAUAGAAAGGUUAAACUAAGCUAACUAUAAUUAUUGUAUGGUAGAAAUGUAAAAUGUCGUCAUAACUAGCUAGGUUUUUUAAAGAGAAACUUUUUCUGAAGAACAAGAGGAGACAAACAACUGGUAAGAAAAGUACUGAUCAAUCUUGGGGGUUGUUUGAUCAUUUUUCUCUUUAGAGGGGAGGGUUUUCUGCUGCUUUUUGGUCUUUAGUUUUUAACGGGCACACCGGUUACAAAAUUAGGAAAAAAAAAAAAAUCAAGAGUCUGAGUUUGAUUUGAAACAGCGGGUUAAAUCUUACUUUCAUAGAGCGGAUUUUUGUUAUUUUCAGCAGAAGGUGGCAUGCCUGACAGCACCAUUUGUAGUCAGGAAGCAAUAUGCUAAGGUUAGUGAGAAACAACUCGGCAGUAUGUUUCGAAAGCAGCCAUCGUCUGCAUGUUCCAAAUUCGGUUGUGCUCUCAUCAUAGUGGAAAAAAUCACAUUGGCAUGAGGGCUUUUUCAUAAAGGUUAAUAUUACCAGAUAAUCAUGAGAAGCACCAAUGAAAAGCAUAGAAACUUCAAAUUUUCCUUUUUUGGAAACAUCUGGUCAGAUUUUUCUUGUAACUGGCAUUCAUUAUCUGUGUGAGCAUUCACGUAUCUCCUGACCAAAGACCAAUCAAGGGAAAUGCCGUGUAAUCUUGGAUAAAUUCUGAGGAGCACAGAGAAGUACCAAUUGAAAGUUUCAAUCUGCGAGCAGUGUUCGCUUUCUCGAGUUUGUUUCUUGCCUCAGCACUCCCGAGGGUGUCACGCUGUACUGCCCGUAGCACUGCUGUGGACUACAGAGGACCUGAAUCCUGAGCUUGCUGAGCAUCCACAAAGCAUCCAUGGGAGAUGCUGAGCAGCAGCAGUACCCCUGACUGGGUUGUGAUGAUAAAAUCUGCUGUAUUUUAGGGUAGUUUUCCAAACCCAGCGCAGUGGGGUCCUUUAAGGGGAGGCAAACAUUUUGUAUGAAAAGAAAACAAACACAAACUAGUCUGAAACUCUUACUGCUAGCAUAUCCCAGCACUUGCUGCAGUCAGCACAAAUGUAGCCUGCAGUUGUUUUAAUGCCCUCGCAAAGCUGGGGGAGGAGGAUUAGAAAUGCCUCUGAGCAGGUGCGACAGUUCGCUUUGUAUUUAUAUAAAAUAUUCCCCACAUAACUGCGUAUUUGUGCAACUGGAAAAUCCUGCGUAUUAAAGGAAGCCCAUGCUUCUACCUGGUGCUGGAAGUCCAGGCGACGGCUGAAUUGGUCGUUUAGUUCAGCCCCAGGUUCUUCAGGCAGGCAUUUCAUUCAGAAGGACAUAUCACAGAAUCACAUCAGAAACGAAGAUGUGUGUGUGUGCACUUACGAAUGCGAACCGCGUCGCUCGGGCUGUAGUGUAAUUCCUUGCUGUAAAUACCGAUGUGCUUGAUGCCCACCGCUCUGCGGCCCACUUGGCAUUCUGCUUUUUAUUUUGCCUCUGAAGUUUUUAUAGAUGGGGAAGGUUUUGUUGUUAUAAGAUUUUCUGGUCUAGUGCUUUGCUCAAUGUUAAGUCUGCAUUUACCACAGCAGGGAGAGUCUAUUAUAAGCUCUGUUUUUGUUGUUGUUUUUUUUUUACAUGCUGUAGCACUAUUUCUUUCUAAUCUACUGAACUGAAUUACUGCAUUCUGGCACAAAUGAAACAGCAAACACCAAUGCCGCUUGCAUUUCAGCCAGAGACAGGCUAUCUGAACUGGCUUGGCGAUCAGUUGGGUCUGAUCCAGUUUCCACUGAAACCUAUGGAGAAUGAGUCCUUAAUCGUAAAGAAAAAAGAAUCGAGGCCUGUAAUUUCAUAGGCCCGUAUUAUUCAUUUUGAACAUAGUCGCUGGACCUCUAUUUUCAGAAGAAAUAUUACUUUCAUGAAAUACAGCUUCAGUCUAAAUUUCUGUAAAAGGAAGACAUACAAGAACUGUAAGUGGAUAAACUUUGAAGUGCUGAUACCGCACUGCCCCGUCCCCAAGCAGCAUUAAUUCGUGCAUUGGUACAUAAGGGAAUCCACCCACAGACAGGCACUUGGCAAAUCCACGUGGGACUACUUAAAAGUUUGAGUGAUUUAGUAAAAUGUGUAAUAAAUCCGUGUUUGAGGAUGGAGGCCAGCCUUCUGUCCACAUUCCAGAACUAUUUUCCUUCCUAACUAAAGGCUAAAGAUGUAGUCCGAGUAUUGCACUUAAGGGUAUUCGAGCUGGGGCUGUGCUACUGGCUGCGGUCGGACAGCUGAGUGUACAGCUUCUUUUACUCCAAAAUCAGGUUUCUGCAUGACUUGCGUUUGAAUAUAUUGACCAGUGAUUGAUGGGGAAAAAUGUCAAAAGUUGCAUAGAAAAACAUUUUACAAGCUUUUAAACAUAUCUCUCAUAUCAAGACAUUCUUUGUUUUGAAAUUUUGUAUUUUUGUAUGUGACCUAGUUUUUUCAAAAGAUCUUGUUCCUACGAGAUUAGAAGACUUGAGAGAAACAUUUACAUAUUUAUUAAAAUUAACAUAAAAUUAUGGCUUGCCUUUGAAAGGUGAAGUUGGUAAAUACACACUGUUUAAAAAUGCCAAUAUAAACCUCAUUUAUUUCAUAUAUGCAAGUUGAUUUGCACAUGUAUAAAUAGAGUUGCUUUUUGCAUUUUUUGCUUAGUUUCUUUGUUUCUUUUUGUACUUUAUAGUUGCAGCUCUGUGUUUGUUUAUAUCAGAUUGUUUCUCCUACAAAUAUUUAAUGUUUAUGUGCCUUUUUUUUUUUUUUAACUUUGGGGUUUGGAUGGGUGUUUUGAAUGUGGACACUGUCUGAACAAGUAUAAUGGAACACUAAUUGCAGGUAAAAGUGGUGCUUGAUGAGCAUAUACCUGUUAGCAGGAUGAGUUUUGAAUGUUUUUACACAGCAGGGAAAUUGGUUCUAAAAAAAAAAUAAAAUACAAGGUAAGGGUUAGUAAGAUAAAAGAAACUGUAACAUAUUAAUGAUUCUUGCAAAAAGUUGGUUCUGCAAGCAAAAUGCCCGUUACUGAAUACCUGUAAUUUGCCAGGCGUGCUCCUGCUAGGAUGGGAUGUCUGUGUAAUGGCCAGAGAGCAGACUAAAGCGGUUACAUUCCCCAGGGAGACAAUGCUAACAAAAAAUACCUGGUAGUCAUACCUGAUUUGAUCAAUAGGAAGAGCUAAGAACUGCGUUCAAGUUGGUGAGGAGCUCGUUUUUUCAGAUGGGGAUGUCUGUAGGAGGAAAUGCAUGGGGUGAGCCAGGUGCCCCUACAGUCCUUUAUGACACCUGAAUUUACAGGUCUCAGUGGAGAGGGACCUCUGGCUGUUCAUCUUACUGCAGGUGAUUUUCCUUUUAAUGCUACUGCUUUGCUGUCAGAAGCACACUUUGCCUGAGAGCUGCUGCCCAGGUCUCGGCAGAAUGGGCCUGUUUGUGGGCAGAGCCAGGAUUCUGUGCAUUCCCUGUCCAGCUCCGCUCCCAAACACUUGUACCGGACUUCAAAACAUGCUUAUUGAAAGCAUUCUGCCUUGUUCAAAGUGUCUGGCAGCUGCAGAUGAGGUUGUUAGCUAUGUCCUCUCUCCUUACCUGGUCACGCUAUUGCUGUCCGUUAAAUCCUACUCGAGGUCCUCGGUUUACCCUUUAAAUGAAAGACUCUCACCCCUCUGAAAAGCGAGUGGCCCCUCUGCGUCAUAAAGGUGAUUUACAAGUUUUCUGCUCUCAACAUAAACAAAGUUCAAAUUGCUUUUUUAAGUAUAAAUUUUGCUCAAGAUACAUUUCAGGACCAGAUUUUGCUCCUAGGAAAAUAAAUUAAAGGGGAUGAAUCAGGCUGGGUGCAAUCUCAUCCAAGUCUAAUUAACUUCACGACUCCCACUGGCUUCAGUGAUAGUGCAACUCCUCCUUUAAUUUCUCCACAAAUUAAAAAAAGCAGCUCUCCCUUUUUAAUAAAGCACUCUGUGCUACAGCAUGGAAAUCAGAUGCAGGUUGCACUGCACGCGUUAUCAGCAACUGGUUCUGUCUCUGCUGUGGCACCUGCCAUCGCCUGCUGGGUUGGUGUUACUUGUUCAGGAGUGUCACUGCAGAACUUGGCUGUCUGUCUGUCCAGCCUACAUUUUGAAGUGCUGGGGGCAGUGGAGGCUGGUUUUUUGUUGUUGCGGUUUUUAAAGAGAGUAUUAGCUCUCCAUUUACGGUUUUACAGUCUUUUUUUUCCAGGGGUGCUAACUUUUUUGGCAUGGCUAUUCCUUUGUGAUGUUUGCCCUACGGCUGCUAUGCCUUCAGCUUACAACUUGUGAUUUCCAUUUGUAGUUCUCUGAUCCCGUCGUUUUAGGGACCACUGUAAAGUCAAGGAGAGCAAUGCACUGACACAUGUAUGUUUUCUCUUCAGGCUGAAGGGGCCUGGGACAGAUACAGUUUCCUUUAGAUGUGCUUUAAUACUGCUGUAAAUGUAACAUCAAAACCUGUUUUAUGGGCAGUGACUUAGCUCGUCUUCACAUUUUUAAACAGCUCUAUAGUGUGUUUUUUUUUAAAGUUAGUUUUUAACUUCCAGAUAUUAUAUUUAAAUGGAACAUGUAAACAGCAAGCUCUGUGUAUCGAGUGUGAAAUGUUUACUGUAGGAAUGUGCUGAAAAUACCAGGGGCUGAACCUCAGAUUUGAGGCAUUGUUUGUGGUCUUUUUCCAGGGAAAAACAAAAUGCAACCAUUGUAGAUGUAUCUUGUAAUCCUUCACAUAUCCACCUAAUGAAAACCAGUAGUAGCUUUUGAUUCAGCAGGCCUCGCAACAGCACUAAGCCACCUGCUUAUUAAAUGGGUAAAUCAAUCAGGUCCUUAAGUAUUGAUAAAAUGAGUCAUAACCCCACGGCCCACACACACAGCACUAAAAACAUGCUCAGCUGUAACCAAAUCAGAAGCACCUUACUCUGCUGGGGACUGGGGUGGGCAUCCUGCACUGAGACUCCGUGUCCCUUUAUCGAAGGCAUGGGAGCAGCAUCCCUCAGGGUGCACAAGGGCUUGCAGAACUGAUGCAUCACGGACCCUGCUGUCCCCACGUUUCUCAGCAAGGGUGAAACGCGCUGCUGCCUCCCUGUACCAGGGAAAGAUGCCCAGAUCGCAGUGCGCUGAGGUGCCUGCAGGCACCGGCCAGCCCUCAGGUGGCACGGCCUGCCUCGAUCCUAGCAGCUGCAAAGGAGUUCAAGGUAUCACACAGGUACACGAUAAAUCAAGUUAAUCUAAUCGACUGCUGUCUGAAGGCAGUUCAUUUUAAUAGGGUUAUGCCCACAACUAAUUUGUUAUGGUCAUUAACAAGGCUGUAGCGCUACAAUGACAGUGAAAACCAUUUUUAAGAAGCCCUGGGUUUAUUUGGUUUUCACAAAGAAGUAUAGUAGAGGAGGAGGAAAUGGCAGUGUUUACCAAAGGGAAAAAUAAAUAUUUUUGAGAAGGAUUACCCUGAAGAUUCUAAGAGAGAAAUGACAAAAAUAGGGGAAUACUCACAAAACUAGUUUAAGAAAUUAGUUUAAGCUUAGAGAGGUUUGUCUCCUGAAGCUUGUUUGGCUGGCCACUGUAGGGUCAGCCUCUGGAGGGUAACGUGGGGCAGCUCUCUGGGCUCUGCUCUGAUUCAUCCCCUGGAGGAGUCUCUCCAUGGGCAAAGGCUGUAAAAUUCUGACUAAUCCCCAUAGCACCAUAAAUGGGAGAAAACAAAACAAAAACUUACUGAAUCUGUAAAAAUAAAAAGCUGUUUUUUUCAGGUAGUAAUUUGGAAUCAGUGAGAGUUUUUAGGUGUCUGUGAGCUGGCUGGUACCACGUGUGUUUGGUCUGAAUCUCUCCUAAAAUCUUGAUUCUUUGUUGUAUUUAAAUGCUUGUGUUCCACUAUAUUUUGUUCAAGCAGUUUGAUUCCAAAAGAACAGAACACAGUGGUUCGCAUACUGUCAAGUUACUGGGGUUCAGUAGGAUGGGAUUAUUUUAUUUUGUUUUUUAGAAAAGUAAAUGUCUGUACUUUAAUGGCAUAGACAAAUGCUUUGUUUUCACUGUUGUAGAAAAAAAACUAGGGAGAACUUUAUUUUUCAAUAAACUUUUUUCUUGUGUGAUUUGGA
This is a messenger RNA of Anas platyrhynchos (mallard), 9580 nucleotides long. RefSeq names its product alpha-1,6-mannosylglycoprotein 6-beta-N-acetylglucosaminyltransferase (gene MGAT5). The record is from RefSeq and is a predicted model, not a curated record. Gene Ontology annotation, biological process: protein N-linked glycosylation. Gene Ontology annotation, molecular function: alpha-1,6-mannosylglycoprotein 6-beta-N-acetylglucosaminyltransferase activity. NCBI's taxonomy places the organism in Eukaryota, Metazoa, Chordata, Aves, Anseriformes, Anatidae. Gene Ontology annotation, cellular component: Golgi apparatus.